AUGGAGACUCUGAAAAAGCAAAGAAAAACUCAAAGAGCACUGUUCACUAGGACUUAUAAUGCAUUUAUGGCAGAAUUGGAUGGACAGGGUUCGAAGGAGAAUAAAAUAGUUGCUUUUCAGAUGUUAGAAAAUAAAAUGACGGAGUUGGACACAAUACAUCACAAAUAUAUGGAAGAACUCUUUGAAAUAGAGGAAGACGAACAGGAAAUAACGAAUGAAUUAGAAGGUAACGAUUUCUAUAAAAAGCAAUUUCUAUUGGGGAAGUUGAAGAUCUCGACAUUGAUAGCACCAGAAGUACAAUCACAGCAGCCUUCGUUUGCUCCAGCAGUAAUGACUGUCCAGAGAAAUUUGAAUUUACCCAAAAUUGAGUUGCCAAAGUUCAAUGGUCACAUAAAGGAAUGGCUGCCAUUUUGGACACAGUUCAGGAAAAUACAUAAUGACGACUCGAUUAGUGGAGAGGACAAGUUUCAGUAUCUUCUUCAAGCGUCGGUUUCCGGUUCCCGCGCAGGAGAUUUAGUGCGUAGUUUUCCUUCCACAGCCGAAAAUUAUGACAAGGCCAUAAAAAGUUUGAAAAAUAGAUUUGGCCGUGACGAAGUUGUGGUAGAAUUUUAUGUGCUGGAAUUGCUUGGACUAGUGUUGCAGAAUGCUGCUAAACAUGAUAAAAAAUUGUUGUUGUCAACGAUUUAUGAUAAGUUGGAAUCGUAUAUUCGUGCUUUAGAAACGCUUGGUGUGACAACGGACAAGUGUGCAGCGAUGUUGUAUCCUCUUGUGGAAUCAUCACUGCCUGAGGAAGUGCUUCGUGCAUGGCAACGUAACGGAGUACGGGAAGGUGAUGCUACAGAUGGCCCUGAGGAACAAAAUAAUAGGCUACAACGACUUUUAAAAUUUCUACAGCGAGAAGUGGAGGACGAGGAACGAAUUGAGAUGGUGUUGGCAGGAUUUGGUGCUUCGAUGGACCAGGUAACAACAAAAAAAUGCAAAGGUAAAGUAGAAUCUAAAUGUGAUAUUCCGACUGCAAAUGCUCUUUUGGUUUCGAAAAAUGUAGAGAAAUCGGUAUAUUGUAUUUUUUGUACGCAAUCGCAUGAUAGUAGAGAGUGUGAAAUGGCGCGUAAAUUAGAUUUGAGUCAAAGGCGGGAAAUAGUUAAGAAGGAGAACGCAUGUUUCUAUUGUUUGAAAAAGGGUCAUAUAUCAAGGACAUGUAAAGUUAGAAUUAAAUGCGAAUGGUGUUCUCGCAGACACGUUCUUUUAAUGUGUUCAAGUUUUAAUUCAAAAGAUUCUUCGGAUUGCAAAACAAACGAUAAAGAGAAAACUAUACACGAAAAUAAUUUAACUAAUUUUAGUGAUUCACCAGAAGUAUAUUUACAAACAUUGAAAGUUAAAUUAUAUUCUCAGUCUAAAGAAAAAAUUAUUAGAGUUUUGAUAGAUUCGGCAUCACAACGAUCGUAUAUUCGAACAAGUGUUGCGAAAGAGAUAGGCUAUAUAAAAAAGGGUAAACAAGAAGUAAUUCAUUCACUUUUCGGUGGGGUAAAAUCACAAUGUGAAACUCAUGACGUGUAUUUGAUUCAUAUGAAAAGUAUCGACAACUCGUAUGCAUGUAAUUUUACAGUAAUGGAUCAAGAUACGAUUUGCGACUCCAUACCGGGAGUUAGAAGUGAUGAUUGGGUAAAAAAUUUGUAUGAUAAUAAAAUUUGUUUAUCCGAUAUUGGAACUGAUAAUAACCCUAUAGAUGUACUUAUCGGUGCAGAUGUGGCCGGGAAACUUUUGACUGGAAAUAAGUUUGAUCUGAAAAAUGGUUUAACCGCGUUUGAAACUUGUUUGGGAUGGACGAUAAUGGGGAAAUUACCUAAUAAUUCGAGACGAAAAGAUGCGACAAUGUUGGUAAAUACGAUUUUCGUGAAAGAGGCUAGUCUGACCGAUUUAUGGGAAUUAGAUAUAAUCGGUAUAACGGAUCCUAUUGAAAAAAUUGAUAAAGCAAUUUGCGACAAAAGAACUCAAGAAUUAAUAAUGGGCACAGCACAGUUGACAGUAGAUGAUCGAUACGAGGUCUGUUUACCUUUUAAAGAGAAUCAUGCAAUUGUUUCUAGCAAUUAUGAGAUUUCGCGUAUUCGAUUAAUGAAAACAAUAGAAAAACUUAAAUGUCAAAAUCUGUUACAUGAUUAUGAUAAAGUAAUUCAGGAAUGGUUGUCAGAGGGAAUUAUUGAGAUCGUCUCGAAAACUGAAAAUAAAAAUCCAAAUAAUCAUUAUUUACCUCAUCGACCGGUGAUUAAAGAACAUAGUACAACAAAGAUAAGACCAGUUUUUGACGCAUCUUCACAUGAAAAGGAUAGUCCUUCUUUGAACCAAUGUCUCGAAAAAGGACCCAAUCUGAUUGAAUUGGUUCCUUCCGCUUUGAAUCGGUUUCGCGAAUUUGAGAUUGGUGUUGUGUCGGAUAUUAAAAAGGCCUUUUUACAAAUAGGGAUCAAUCAGUCUGAUCGAGAUUACUUGAGGUUUUUAUGGGUCAAGGACGGACAGCUGAUUACGUUUCGUCAUUGUAGAGUGGUAUUUGGCUUGAUAUGUAGUCCCUUUUUACUAGCAGCUGUUAUCAAUUUAGUUUUGAUAAGGGCAUUAGAAAGGGCGAAAGCAGAUAAUGAAGCCUGUUGGUCGAUUAAAACUGUAGAAAAAUUACAAAGUUCCUUUUAUGUUGACAAUUGCGUUACAAGCGUUGAGUCAGAACUAGAGAGAGAAAAAUUCGAAAGAGAAGCAAGGUCGAUUAUGACAAGCGGAAAAUUUGAUUUGCGUGGUUGGGAAAGUACGGGUGAUUCUUCCGCGAAUGAAACAUCCUUAGUAUUAGGUCUCUUGUGGAAUAAAAGAAGAGAUGUUAUCUCAAUUAAUCCUGCACUUGUACCUGUGGAAAGUUCAGAAAAUGUCACGAAGAGAGAGAUGUUGUCGGCGUCGCAUAGGAUUUUUGACCCUAUUGGUUUCUCCUCCCCAGUGACUUUGCUACCUAAAUUAUUAUUACAGGAAUUAUGGUCAGAAAAAAUUGAUUGGGACACAGUGAUAAAAGAUAAACGCAGGGAUGUUUUUAUUUCGUGGUUAAAAGAUCUUCCAUUAAUAAAAAAUAUAGAAAUACCACGUAAAAUCGGCAAGGGAAUUUUGACUAUUCACAUGUUUUGUGACGCUAGCGGUUCGGCGUAUGCUGCGACGGUUUUCGCGAGGGUGGAGUAUAUAGGUACAGUACAUGUGCAAUUGUUAAACGCUAGGUCUCGCAUAGCGCCAAGGGGUGCUACUAUUCCACGAUUGGAACUGAUGGCAGCCACGAUUGGCGCUAGAUUGACGGAUGCGACUAAGAAAUCCUUGACUCGUGAAAUUGAUCAGAUUGUUUAUUGGACUGAUUCUUCUACAGUUUUAGCUUGGAUAGAGCGGGAUAUGCAAUGGGGUAUAUUUGUUCAUAAUAGAGUAAAAGAAAUUAGAACCCUUUCGAGAAUAGAUGAUUGGAAACAUGUGCCUGGGAAUUUAAAUCCCGCAGAUCUUCCAUCACGUGGUUGCUCUCCCGAGCAAUUAUUAGAAUCUAAGUGGUGGCUUGGUCCGAGAUGGUUAUAUAAACAAAGCUCUGAGUGGCCGGCAUUUCAGGAAAAAAUUGACGAAGAAGAGAUACGAAGAGAAGUGAAAAAAUCUGCCACAAUACACAUGGUAAAUAUAGAUCAGCAAUUAUUCGAUUUUAGUACUCGUUUUGAAUCUUAUACGAAACUCGUGCGUUUUAUCGCGUGGAGUUUAAGAUUUUUAGAGAAUUGUAGAGCGCAAGUUCAGGACAAAAAACAAUCUCACAAUAGUCAGGGAACGAGUAUUCAACGAUUAGAUAGACGAUUAUCAGAAAAUGAAAUAGAAAGAGCAGAAAUACGAUUAUUACAGGGUUUACAGAACUCUAUGUUUAAUUCUAAACAAGCCAAAAAUAAAUUAACAUCAUUUAGAACACAUUUGAACGAAAACGAUAAUAAGCAUGAAGUUGUACGAAUGCUUAUACGAGAAAUACACAAAAGGUUGGGUCAUGCGGGAAGUUUGAUUGUUAUAAGUUCGCUACGCGAAAAAUUUUGGAUAAUAUCGUCUCGAAGGUUAGUAAAAUCAAUUAUUGCCAAAUGUGUUGUCUGUCAGAGACAGAAAGCAAAGCACAUGGAAUGUAAAGCCCCCCCUCUACCUUUGAACAGAGUACGUGACGCGGCUAUCUUUGAGAUAACAGGUGUCGAUUUUGCUGGCCCGCUUUUCUUACGUGGUGGGGAAAAGGCGUGGAUUGUCAUUUUCACGUGCGCGGUAUACAGGGCGGUACACUUCGAGCUGUCAUCCUCGUUGUCAACGGACGAAUUUGUAGAGUGUUUUCGUAGAUUCAUUGCUAGACGUGGACGACCUAGAUGUAUGUAUAGCGACAACGGUACAAAUUUCAAAGGCACAGCCAAUGCAUUGAGGGAAUUAAACUGGGAAAAAAAUAGCCAAUCAUAG
Messenger RNA from Leptopilina boulardi, 4470 nucleotides. RefSeq lists its product as uncharacterized. Gene Ontology annotation, molecular function: nucleic acid binding; zinc ion binding. The record is from RefSeq and is a predicted model, not a curated record. NCBI's taxonomy places the organism in Eukaryota, Metazoa, Arthropoda, Insecta, Hymenoptera, Figitidae. Gene Ontology annotation, biological process: DNA integration. The coding region runs from base 1 to 4470 and encodes 1489 amino acids. The transcript is spliced from 2 exons.